Trematosphaeria pertusa is the source of this 1800-nucleotide messenger RNA. RefSeq names its product glycoside hydrolase family 47 protein. Gene Ontology annotation, biological process: N-glycan processing; carbohydrate metabolic process. Bases 1 to 1800 code for a protein of 599 amino acids. NCBI's taxonomy places the organism in Eukaryota, Fungi, Ascomycota, Dothideomycetes, Pleosporales, Trematosphaeriaceae. The record is from RefSeq and is a predicted model, not a curated record. Gene Ontology annotation, molecular function: mannosyl-oligosaccharide 1,2-alpha-mannosidase activity; calcium ion binding. The transcript is spliced from 2 exons. Gene Ontology annotation, cellular component: Golgi membrane; endoplasmic reticulum.
AUGGCCUUAAUCAAGAGGUACGGCCUAUACACGGCUAUUGCAGCCUUUUUCCUUUACAUGCUCUACUCUUUGAGCUUCCCGUACGACACUAGCCCACCGCCGAAAGAUGGCAAGAAAGGCGAGCCUAAGAAGCCGGACAAACCGAAACAGAAACCGCCGCUCAAGUCCUACGACUGGGCCAAGGUCGCUAUGAACUAUCCCGUUGCGACUUCGGAAAUGGCGCAGCUGCCUACGAGCGAACCGACCCCUCUGCCACGGAUACAGCACAAGUUCGAAGACGAGGACGUCAUAUCGAAGAACAUACGGGAGACGAGGCAAGAAGAGGUCAAGAAGCAGUUUAUGAAAUGCUGGAGGAAUUACAGAAAGAAGGCGUGGAUGCACGAUGAACUGAAGCCUAUAUCUGGCGGGUCGGAGGACCCGUUCGGCGGCUGGGCAGCUACGAUGAUCGAUGCACUGGAUACAUUAUACAUAAUGGGCUUCAAGGAAGAAUUCACAAGCGCUAUCAAGGAUGUCGAGAAGAUCAAUUUUGGAUACACGCCGCUGGAGAAGGUCAAUAUGUUUGAGACGAAUAUCAGGCACUUGGGUGGGCUAUUGGCGGCAUAUGAAUUGAGUGGGGAUGAGAGGCUGCUCAAGAAGGCGAAAGAGGUUGGCGAGAUGCUGUAUCAUGCGUUCGACACGCCGAACCAUAUGCCCAUUACACGCUGGGAUUUCCACAACGCUGGCGAGGGGGAGAAGCAGUCCGCUGAUGAGACCGUCUUGCUCGCGGAACUUGGAUCUUUUACCAUGGAGUUCACGCGCCUUUCGCAGCUCACCGGAGACCCGAAAUGGUACGAUGCCGCCAACCGCGUCACCGCGCUGCUAAACAAGCAGCAAAUGGGCACAAAGCUGCCCGGCAUGUGGCCCAUCGUUGUCAACGCCAGGAAGCCCGACCUGACCAAGGACUCUGGCUUCACGCUUGCCUCGAUGGCGGACAGCACGUACGAGUACUUCUCCAAGACGUUCGCUCUCCUCGGAGGCCUCGAGCCGGUAUAUAAGAAGCUGUACGAGAAGGCCAUGGAAACCGCAAUCAAGCACACGCUCUACCGGCCCAUGACGCCCGAGAACACCGACAUGUUAGGUACUGGCUUCGUACGCGCCGAAGGCUCCACCGCGCAUUUGAACCCUGAACUACAGCAUCUGUCCUGCUACGCAGGAGGCAUGUUUGCGCUUGGAGGGAAGCUCUUCGAGCAGCCUGAGCACGUCACAGUCGGCCGCAAACUAACCGACACCUGCGUCUGGGCGUACAAAGCCUCGCCUGCAGGCAUAAUGCCCGAAGUGUCGCACCUGUACAAGUGCCCCAACAUGACGGAGUGCACGUGGAGCGAGCAGGUGUGGAAAGAGGAAGUUGCGAAAAGGGCCGAUCUAGACAAUACCCAGGAUCCCUUGAAGAACAUCGCAAACCUGCGGUUACCAAAAGGCUUCACGUCAAUUGAUGAUAGGCGGUAUAUACUGAGACCGGAGGCGAUCGAGAGCGUGUUCAUAAUGUACAGAAUUACCGGCGAGCAGAGCUGGCAGGCCGCCGCGUGGGAUAUGUGGACGGCGAUUCAGAGCGCCACGGAUACGGAUAUUGGGAAUUCGGCGCUGUUGGACGUUAGUGCGGAAAAGCCGCCCAGGCAGGAUUCCAUGGAGAGUUUCUGGAUGGCCGAAACGCUCAAGUAUUUCUACCUCAUCUUCAGCCCGCCCAACACAAUCAGUCUGGACGAUUUCGUCUUCAAUACGGAAGCGCAUCCGUUCAAGAUACCGAAGCCGAAGCCACAAUGA